Messenger RNA from Dovyalis caffra, 897 nucleotides. Lineage: Eukaryota; Viridiplantae; Streptophyta; Magnoliopsida; Malpighiales; Salicaceae. The record is from the annotation of a GenBank genome assembly.
AUGCUUCAUUGGAAGAACUUCAUCCGAGAAACCUACUAUGACGUUCUAUCUGUAAAAGAAGAUGCUAGUUAUGAAGAAAUCCGUGCAAGCUACCGAUCUGCCAUACUCAAUUAUCAUCCUGAUAAAUUGCAAAAUACACACCAUACAUCUGACCUUAAAAAUGAAUCAGAUGAUAGAUUUCUGAAGGUGCAGAAGGCUUGGGAGAUCCUUGGGAACUCGAUGUCUCGUGGGGUUUAUGAUAGCAAGGUGCGAGCUUUGAGGCAAGACACUGAAGUUUCAGAAGAUAUCAGUUUAGAGGAAAUGAUGAUUGAAGACAACGGAGAAAUCUUGGAGAUGUUUUACCAGUGCCGGUGUGGUGAUUAUUUUUCCAUUGAUUCUUCGGAGUUUGAGAAAAUGGGAUAUACAUUAUCGAGGGACGAUUGUAAGAUAUCAAUUGAGACACCCGAUGCUUUACCAGCAUCAGUUGUUCUUCCUUGUGGUUCUUGUUCUCUACAAGUUCGUCUUUUGAUUAAUACAGACAUUAAGUUACCGAUUGAUGGAGUGAGAAACGUGUCCUCAUCAAACCCAGAAACUCUCAUGGCUGAAAUCGACGCUGCUAUUACCAAAUUGGAAUACAGUCGUGCCACUGCACUUCUCGACUCUCCUUCCCCAACAACCCAAAUAGUAAAGACUAGCAUGAGCUCCGAUUCGGGUGAAAAUCCUCAAUAUGAUGCCAAAAUCGCAGACGGGGCUUACAGGGCAGGUUGUGCAGCCUUGGCUGCAGGGAAACUUGAUGAGGCUCUUCAAUAUUUGAAUGUCUCUCUCUCGAAAUGUCCUCCUGAUAAAACCUCUGCCGUUGCCAAGCUUCAGUCUCUUAUUUCUCUUACUUCACAGCAACUCCAGAAAUUUCCCACUUGA